Messenger RNA from Fusarium pseudograminearum CS3096, 2370 nucleotides. RefSeq lists its product as uncharacterized. The record is from RefSeq and is a predicted model, not a curated record. The transcript has 9 exons. NCBI's taxonomy places the organism in Eukaryota, Fungi, Ascomycota, Sordariomycetes, Hypocreales, Nectriaceae. Gene Ontology annotation, molecular function: NAD+ binding; oxidoreductase activity, acting on the CH-OH group of donors, NAD or NADP as acceptor. Bases 1 to 2370 code for a protein of 789 amino acids. Gene Ontology annotation, biological process: fatty acid metabolic process.
AUGAGUGCCGCCGGUCUCGUCUUGCCUGCCAAAAAAAUCCAGGAGACUCAUCGUCGUCCUGCACACGCUGUCGGAACCGGAAUCAAGCGUGUACCUUUCAGAGCAAAUACUUCAGGUGCAAAGAGAAAGUCCCGUCGUAGGACAACAUCACGGCCAUUAAGCGAUACAUCUUCGACGCACGCUAGCCAUGUUGCAGAGGCUCCCGAACCACAUGCCCUUAGGCAGGCUCGUGUUUUCGAAGCAGAUAUCGCUAUCUCCGGUGAUACGUUGACGGGUUCGGCUGUCCUAGAGUCCGUGUCACCACCACGGUACACAAACCCUUCCAGAGGCUAUGUGGUGAAUGACAGUAUGGAGGACCUUGAUACCACAUGGCUCGAUACCUUGUACAGAGAAGGUUUCGAGGUUGUGUUUGGCUCCUGGAUGGGUAGCUAUAGCUGUCCGUUCUUAUUUGGUCACACUCUGGCCGAUAAAUAUGUCAGUAUAUCUGAUCUCUGCCGCCAUCUUGAUGGGUGUAUAGUAGACUCGGGUAAUAGUCAAGUAGCUGGCCGAGGCGAGGAAGCUGAACUAUCUCUGCAAAGCACCAUAUGUGCCUUUGCUGCGCGCUGGCUCCCUGUGACUUCUGCAGUGGAAUCUUCCGAAAAUCACUGCAACCUUGUACAGAGUCUCUGGCGACACGCCCGAAGAGACAUGCUGCGCAUUAUCAAUAGACCAUCCUACCGAUCAAUGCUAUCACUGCUUCUCUUUGCCUUGACCCCGAUACCUGAAGGGAUUUCGGAGGAGGAAGAGACUGACGGUAUAUCUGGCCAAGCAUGUGUUCAUGCUGCAUUGCAACAGAUCCAGAAUUUACGAGCCCACCAAAGGAACCUCCAAUUCAGUGGCUCCAAAGUCUCCCCUUCACUAAGAUCAGAGACCGUCACAACACCAGAAUCGAUCGAAUCUUCUGGCUUCAUCAACGCCGAAAGUACAGUGUACUGGGCCGCCCUGACAUUCGAUACCUCGGCGUCCCUGACCCUCAACUGCCGCCCCCUGCUGUCUUCUGGACUGUUCGGUUUCGAGUCCGAACUCCCUUGGCGCUUGGUCAGGACUUGUGCAAAGAUGUUUGACGAAAAUGCUCGCCAGUGGAAGCAAGCAAGCGCCGAUAUGACAGAUGAGAGAGCGAAUCAAAUCAUUGCUGCUGGUGCCUCCUGGAAACUUCUAGGGUGGAAGUUGACAGCAAUAUUCAAAGAAGCUCUGCGUGACGGCCAUGAGGAGCCUGAGGUGCGAAAAGCCUACUUUGCCGUUGUGGAUUCCAUAAAGCAGUUUGGUAUCGUCUACCGUCCGCACCUGGAUGAGUGCCACAAGAGAAUGCCGUUUCUUGGUCAAAAGACUAAGCUGCGAUGGUUCUCUCUCAUGCUUCACUAUCACCUCGGCAUACUGAUGCUUGUAGACAUAAUACAAGCUACUGACCGUCAGGACCUGCUACCGGAUAUCACAGACAUAAGUAUCGAUGCCGAGAACACAAUCAUGAACACACUGGCCUUUGGUCUUCACAAUACAUUUACACUAAAACGGCCCAACAGCGAUUCUCAAAAUGGAUCGCGAUCAUGGUCGAGUACAGGUAGUGAUGUCCAUCUAGUCGACAGCCAGGAGGCUCAGCUUCAAGCCAGCCUCGAGGCUAUUGAUGAGUUCCGAAGGAGCUGCAACAAAGAAAAUGCUUCAUGGGGAAAGAUAAUUACCCAUUCCAGAGAUACAUUAUCCGAGGCAUUACAGGCAGCGUGGUUAGUAGUAGAAUGUGUUCCUGAACGUCUUGACCUCAAACAGAAGAUCAUCGUGGAACUAGAUUCUAUCGCCCCAAAAGAGACAAUCAUCGCUUCGAACUCUAGCAGCUACUCUUGCUCUGAGAUUUUGAAGGGCCUAGACUUGAAUCACGAGAGCCGCUUUCUCAGCGCUCACUCUUAUUGGCCGCCUGAAGUACCGGAAAUCGAGAUCAUGGGUCACGAAACCACAAAUUCUUCGCAUAUCGAUUUCAUGAUAAAGCAAUGUAAAGUCCAUGGUUUUUCUCCAUUCCACGUCAAGAAACCCUCGAUGGGGUAUAUCUACAACAGAAUAUGGGCAGCUAUCAAGAGAGAAGCCCUUCUUACGGCAGCAGAAGGCGUUGCAACUCCGGAGGAAAUCGAUGGUAUCUUUAAAGGAGUUCUGAAGACGCCCAAAGGACCAUUUGAACAGAUGGAUCUCGUUGGCUUAGAUGUUGUCAUGGAUAUAGAACAACAUUAUGCUGAUGAGAGGGGGAAUAUCCCGAGUGAGCCCCGAGAAUAUCUGCAGAAAUUCCUGGAUGAAGGCAACUUGGGUAUCAAGAGUGGACGAGGCUUUUACGACUAUACUAAAAGGUAA